This is a messenger RNA of Micromonas pusilla CCMP1545, 2448 nucleotides long. RefSeq lists its product as uncharacterized. The record is from RefSeq and is a predicted model, not a curated record. The transcript has a single exon. Lineage: Eukaryota; Viridiplantae; Chlorophyta; Mamiellophyceae; Mamiellales; Mamiellaceae. Bases 1 to 2448 code for a protein of 815 amino acids.
AUGCCGCCGGACUACGUCCUGAUCGAGAUCGACGACGCGCUCGAUCACGCGGGCGGCGCGAUCCCGACGUCCGCGAUGCUUCGGUGGCCGGACCCCGUGCUCGCGCUUCCCGCGCCCGCCCCCGCGCCCGCCACCGCGGACGUCUCGGAAGAGGCCGCGCCGCCGCCCUCACCCGCCGCGCCCGCGGUGGAUCUCGCCGACCUCGCCGCCGCGACGCCGUGGCCGGUGCCGACGUCGCUCGAUCUCGAUCCCGCGGUCGCGAUCGCGGGCGGACCCGCGGCGGCGACGUCCGAGCCCGUGGUGCUCGACCUGACGGAGGCGAGUUCCGAGUCUCUUUUUCAGAGCGCGAACUCCGACCUGGGUAUUUUACCGUCGUCGUCGCCGGAGCCGCGAUACGUCGGCGUCGUCUUCGAAAAGACCCGAUUCACAUCUCUAGAUCCGAGCAUCUCUGCCCAUCCGUGGUCUGUAAAUCGGCGCCACGGCAACGCUCUGAACGGCGUUUUUUUCGCCACGGAGGAAGAAGCUGCGCGCGCUCACGCUGAGAUCCGCGGCUGGACGGAACCGCGAUUGCGCGCUGACUCGUUGUGGCACCGAUAUCAUGAAAUGGUACCGGCAGCGGAGAGAAACGUCUCCGACGAUAGGGUCGUUCGAUUCAAACGCAAGACUCCCGAGUCGCAGUACGUUGGCGUCCAAAUCCUCAGGAACCGCGUGAGAUCGUUGGAUGAGAACCUCGCCAGACUCCCGUGGCGGGCAAAUUUUAGAGAUGGGAGCGCUGCUUACUUUGCCACUGAGGAAGAAGCAGCGCACGCGUACGCUAAGCACCGUGGCUGGACGGAGCCCGUGCUUCGAAAGGAUCAUGAUCACGCGGCAGCAACCAGAGCGGGGAUCGCGACCAGAAGAAAGAACGCCGCCGCGGCCACGCCGGUCUCGGACGAAGCACUCGCGCGACGAUUGCAACACGGUGGUCCGUUGACUCGCGGCGCUCGAGGCUUGAAGAUCGAGCCCAUGGUCGAGCUGUCCGAAGACUCCGACUCAGAGAGCGAGAGCGAGAGCGAGAGCGAGAGCGAAGCUUUGGACGUCAAGGAGACGCCAGGCGAACCACUCCCGCUGUCGAAGUACUUUGGUGUCAGUCUUGCUCGCGAUGAUCGCCCGAAGCCGUGGAGGGUCUCGCAUCGGAACCAAGGUUUAGGACAAUUCGCCACCGAGCUCGAAGCCGCGCGGGCGUUCGCGGACCACAUUGGAAGCUCUGAGCUCGUGCUCCGAGACCCAUCGAGGCCGAAGUGGUGUCCGUUACUGGCUGGCACUGCUAAGCCGUCGCCUCCGCCGAAGCCACAGCCGAAGUCAGAGCCGAAAUCGAAGGUGGGAACGAACCCGAACGCCCCCCCUCCGGGCCCCGGCGCCGAGCUCGUCGGCGCCAAAGUCUCGAGGAUGGUCGUCCCCGUGGAUGGAAACGGCAAAACUUGCGGCGAACCGUACCGCGAGGAGGGCGUCGUCAUCGGGUACAGCAGCGACAGCACAGAGUACGGCAACGUGUACAACGUCAAGUACGUGGACGAGGAGGAGGACGAGGAGGAGGAGGAAGAUCUCAUUUUCGAGGAGCUUCUACUCGUGCUGACGGAGGAUCGCGCGCCGGCGGCGUCUGUCGAGGUCGCGACCAAUUUCACGAACGCCAUCAUCAAAACCAAGAGAUGCCCAAAGCGCGCGAUUCUGGAUAGGUUGAGGAGGAAAUACGCCUCUACGAUCAAAGCUGGCGGCAACGUUCAGUUCGGCGGAUUCGAAACGGUCACCGACGCGAUGAACCGCAAAGCCUUCCAACCACUCGUCUUCGACGCGUCCUGGGGCGAGCACAAAUUCGGGUAUCACUUUCCCACGCGAUGGGGCGCCGCCGCCGCGCACGACAUCUUCGUGCGCGUCCUCCAGAGCUACGGCGUCGGCACGAUAAAGGGCACGCGCACGAACUACAAGCCCGACCUCCCGUGGCACGAGCUCGUGGGCAUCAUGCUCGCUGGCGCGAACGACCGGUUCAGGGACGACGAAGACGCCGCCGCCGCGACGGAGAAAAAGAAACCGGCGGCGGCGGCGGCUGCGGAUCCCGUGGUCAAACCGGCGACCCCGGCUUCGAAGAGGCGCAAAGCCCCCUCGGCGAUGAUGCCCACUGCGAGGCCGGUCAAGCCAGAGCCCGCUACGAGCGGCGACGACGACGAGUCCGAGGACAGCACGAGCUUCGCGCGAGCGAAGAAACGCGUGAAAACCGAGGCGGCGGCCAGCGGCGGCGGCGCCGGAGGCGCCGCCGCCGUCGGAGGCGGCGCCAGCGGAGGCGGCGGCCGGUCGAUCGAGAACGCGUUCAAGGAGCUGAACGAGUGGCUCGCCGCGGGGAUCAUCGACGUGGACGACUACGCGGAGAUGAAGAAGGAGGUGAAGAAGGCGUGGAUGACGCAGAUCGGGUGA